AUGGAAGUUGAAGCACAGUUUGUUCAUGAAGAAGGCGAUGAGGAUCUUCAUGAAGAUGUUGAUUUUCUGAAAGAGAUAGAUUUUACUCGGAUCAGUGAUGAUCUCCCUUCGAGCAUUGAACUCAAUCUUGACGAUGAUGAUUUUGGUCCAUUUCCGGGGUUUGACAGCAGGUGCUUUAAAAAGGUCAAUGAAGUUGCUCAACCAGCAACCAAGACUGGGGAAGACGUUAAUGCUCUCAAAAUUUUUCUCUCCUCUUCCAAGCCUAUGGAGGUCUCUUCAAGUCAAAGAGAUGUGAUUUCAGAGAUUCCUCCCUCUGAUUCAACUGUCUCUACUUAUGCUCCGCCUUUGAGUGAAUCAACACAGACACAAACCUCCCAGUCUCCUUCGAAAAGAAGUCGAUCAGAUUCAAGACUAGGAGUGCCCUCUAUAAGCCAAGCACCACCAAUCUUAUCCACUUCUACCACCACUACUGUCACUACUACCACUACUACAGUCUCUAUUCCACCACUACAGUCAAAAGAAGGCCCGAGCACAAUAUUUGAAGCAGCUGGUUCAUCCUCUAUUCCAGAGUAUUCUCCUACACGACCCUCACUGGAUGAAGCCUCGAUCAGAUUGGCCAAACACCUUGCUCAAAACAGUCCAACUUCUUCCUCCCAGGGAAAAGGCAUAUCUUUCGGGGAAGAGCAUUCAGGUGAUGACAAGACUUUAGUGUUAAUACUUUAG
Messenger RNA from Lactuca sativa (garden lettuce), 723 nucleotides. NCBI's taxonomy places the organism in Eukaryota, Viridiplantae, Streptophyta, Magnoliopsida, Asterales, Asteraceae. The record is from RefSeq and is a predicted model, not a curated record.